Molecule: messenger RNA, 10472 nt
Organism: Xyrichtys novacula (pearly razorfish)
Lineage: Eukaryota; Metazoa; Chordata; Actinopteri; Labriformes; Labridae
Source: the annotation of a GenBank genome assembly
UGUGCACAUUGUCAAGUAAACUCGUGCACCGGCCGUGGGUGUGGCGCAUCUUGUCUCCAGGACUCCCGAGUCAAUAAGUAAAACUUCCGGACUAAACAUGGUGGUAUGCUCUCUUUAACUGAAUCAACCUCCACACCCCAGUGAUCAGCAGAGAUCAAAUGUAGAGAGAAGAUGGACAGUCAGAGCAUACGCACCGGGAAGGUGGCUGCUGUUAUCGCUCUGGGAGCAGGUGCAUCGCUUUUCUUCCGAGGAGGCAGAGAUCCGCUAGACCGAGGAGGCGACGAGUCCCCGGGGAGCUGGAGGGAAACGGGCUUUCUGUCCAGGGCUCUGCUCUGCGUUAUCACCGUAGUUUGCCUCCUCGUUAUCUCCUGGCUGUAUAAACUCUUCUUCAGGCCCCUGGAGCUGCUGAAAGCGCCUCAUGAUGUAGGAUACAUCGCCGAGGACGGUCGCUCCAAAGCCCGGGCUGCAAACGAGGUCCGCCGCAGGAGAAAGGUCGGAGAGCUGCCGCCGGUUUAUCCAAACGGCUGGUUCCGAGUGCUGGACUCACACAUGCUGGAGAGGGGGGAGGUCAGAAACGUCUCUGUUGUAGGUAUGAUAAGUUUUAUAUGGCAAAACCAAAACGAAUCAGUAGAUGGGAAAUGAUAAAACUUUGGGUUUUCAUUUCAAGAACAAUAAAAUAUCGUCUCUUCAUGUAAAUCGUAUUUGUCUGUCCCUCCAAGAGAAAACAGUCUCCAAAUACUUAAUGUGUAAACUGAGAACAGGUUCGUUUAGAUGCUGACACUGCAGCCCUGUUUACCUGAGUGUGGUCCUCAGGUGAGGGUCUCAGAGCAAUACAAUUACCCAGAAUCCCUUCUCCUUUUCUGUACCUGACCAUGGGAGCCUAAAGCUGGCAAAAUACCAAAAUGCUACUUUUUGUGUUUACUGUCUGGGCUCUGGAGGGAAAUGAACAGACAACCAUCUGAGAUGCCAAAAUGUGCAAUUCUUAUGAACUGCAGAGAGGCUACUGUAAUUUUUUUAAAAACACCUAUUCUUGACCUUAGUAUGAGGUGAGCAAUAUAGCCUUUUAUCAUGGCUGUGAUUUUAAAAAAUACUGGUAAAAACACAGUCAAAGGUGACAUUUUGCAAGCUGCGGUAGUUUACCUUAAACUGGUUAGUUUUACAACGCUGAAAGUAGAAUCUGACUUGCAGCUUCCAACCGCUUCAGAUCAGGUCUUGCUCCACAACCACCAUACCUGGACUUACCAGGUCUAAAUGAUCAUUUCAGAGAAGCUACACUCUUUUUCAAGUUCAUGUAACCAUUAUUCUUUUUGAGACAGAGAAAAUGCAAAACGCUUUUUAAAAAAAAGUAGACCAAAAAGGACGAGAAUAUUUUUACUGCUUUUUAAACCCCCACACCUUGUUGGUUGACAACUGCAUAAUAAAGACCUGUCUGACUUGGAUUAGCUUGUGCCAAGCAGUCUGCAAUUUGUUCCGGACUAAAACUAAAAACCUGGAAGUUCCAUUUCUUUUCUAACACUUCUGCAAAUGUGACAAAGACUACACAAACCUCAAACUGUGUUAUAAAGAUUCUGGUGCCUCUCUAGUGUUUGGUGGUGGUCAUAGAGGCCUUUGGCGCGGAUUGGCAUUCACAUUUCCGUCAGUCUACUCAAGGGCAGCUGUGACCCAUAAGGUAGUUUACCACCACCAGGGUGUGACUGUGUGAGCGAAUAAAUGAUGCAUCCAAUGUAAAGUCCUUUGAGGGUCACUGAUAAAGCACUAUGUGAAAUCUGAUGCAUUAUUAUUUUUAUAAUCUAAUCCAGAUCUGACAAGUCUAGACGUAGUAUCUCUGGAUAGAAAACUGUGAUUUUUUCUUCAUAUGUUUAUGAAUAAGCAAAGAGGUCUGUAGCCAUUAUUUACUGCUUCAAGCUUGUAACUUGUAACUUGAAAUUCGAAACGAGUAAGCAUUUUCUUCCACCAUCUUGGUAUUUUCCACUCCUCCUGGUCUCUCUUGUCUUGGUGGUUGUGUUAGGCUUGGUUGCUAAGAUAAGAUACACAAUCUCACAUGACAAAGUUUUGAUUUAGUAUCGGUCAUUGUGUGAGGAUUAGGAUGCUUGGUAACCCCUUUGUGAAUAAAGCGUCAUUGUUUCAGGUCAGUCGGGCUUCAAAAUGCUCUUUUAAUGAAGCGGUUAUAUAACAGCAGCAGCCACAAAGUAUCAUUUAUAUCAAUCUGCUGAUGAUCAAUCUUUUAACGGAGGGUAGAUGUCAUCUCCCGUGGCCUCUUUCUGGUUUUUAACCUUCACUGAUUCAUGUUAAAAGCUUCAUUAUUGACUCAAACUGAGUAUUAUUACAUCGAGCGAGAAAUCCUCUGCUGAGGGAGCAGCUGUAUGCUCUUUGUUUAGUCGGAUAAGAGAAAACUGUCUUUCAAACUGUCAUGGCUCAUACAGGAGGUUAAGUCCUUAAACAGAUACUUGUAUGAGCAUCUGAUAAAAAUCAAAUCAGUUGAGUGAAUAACAAGAUCUCUUACAUCAGUUUGUAAUCACAGGCCUGAUCUGACCUCUUCGACUCGGAGAUUAUAGGGAUUUGACAGCCAAUGUGUUCCUCAAAUGAUCAGUGAUAAAAAGCCGUCAUUUACCGCCUUCAAGCUUUUGAUACUCCACAUUUGUGUCUCUGCUCUGCUUGCAAAGUUUGAAUUUGUUUCACCCUGAUAUCUGAUUUAUUUUGGCAUGUUUUCAUCAGGGCAUGCAAUUUAAUGAGACUUCACAUUUUCAGGUUUGUUGUUCUGGUGUGGAUUUGAAGCGGUGUGUUUGAUCACUUCACAGAGUUUCUUUGGGUUUGAGUUCAAAAAGGUUUCAAAGCAUGUGCUGCGCUUUCAUGUUUCUGUCACAUCACCUGCCAGAAAUAAACAAACAGAAUAGGAAAGGUGUUAUUUCUAAUAAAUUAUCUUCACGAAAAAAAAACCCCAGAUAUUUCUACCUGCAGAGGGAUUCAGCAAACAAGACGACUGAAUCAUUUAUUAUUGAGUCAGAGGUCAAAUAUUUAUGUAAAACUAAAUGAUUAGCCUUUUAAAAAUAUGGCGUGAUGUACAGUAUGUUAUGUAAGAGAUAAUACUAAAAAAAAAAAAAAUUUUGAGGUCUUAGAUUUGCACAAGUAAAGUAAUUAAAUUAUGAGAUUUAAGUCUGAAAUUUAUGAUAUUAAGGUUUGAAUUUUUAAAGACUUGAGUUGUAAUUAUAUGUUAACUUAGUCAUAGUUACAAGUGAAGGUUAAUCCAUACAGGCAAAAGCCACAUGAGGAAUAAAACAGGAAGAAAACACACGACUUCUGAAAAUUCUAAAAUCUGAUGUUGUUGUCAUUACUCCUCCGACUUUAGCUCUGGCAUCAUCUGCCCUCCAGCCUGGGUAUCAUAUCUGAUGUCGUAUGUAAAGGGGCCUGUAGCCUGGGAGUCACUUUGGACUCUGAUCUGUCCUUUAACACCCAGAUGACCAGUGAAGUGGUCCUAUAGACUGGACUGUUGUAAUGCAUUUUAUUUUGCAAUAUGCCCGACAUCCUAACCUGAUACCUGAGUCGAUUCCUGUCAGUCUAUGUUAGCCCCACCCCCACAUGACUCUGUAUGUGUGGUUAUGAGGGGGUGGGGGCACUUAGCAAAACUCCUGUGGUUUAAUGAAUAUAUGUAAAAUUAUUGAAGACAAUAAUGUCAAAUAAUGUCAGCACAAAUAGAGGAUACUGUCACUACAGGCCUUGACUUUUUCUAAUCGACUUUUAGGAUCUCCUCCUGCACCUGACAUCCAAUCGUCCUAAUUCUCUUGGACCAAAUUUAAGUUUGACUUCUUAUCAGGAUGUGUCAUGCUGUAAAUGCUUGCUCAUCUUGGCCUCGGCUUUCUCUGCACUCAUCCAUCUGAAAUCAAAUAUUAAAUUCUGCCCACCGUGUCUUUUCCCUUGUGCUGCUCUCACACUCGGUGCUGUGGCUCAGCUCUGCCCCACAACAGUCUCAGGUCAGCAGCACAGUGCUGUGUCAACCCUCAUUAAGAUGAGCCUUAUUUUUGGACUUCCCAGAAUUUUAUCACCGAGCACCCUGGUUAGACAUGACUAGAGCUGGCUCUGUGAUUACUCCUGGCCACUAUGACCCAGUUAGUGCUAAUCUGGGAGCAAUCUGAGUAGAGGGUCAGCCAAAAGUCAAUCCUGAUACAGUGUAUACAGUAGUUAGAGGUCUAAAUGUGUGGUGCCCAAAUGGGGGCAUAUUCAGUCUAGACAGGCACCAAAUGGCCUAUUUGGGAAAAGCCAGCUGGUGUAGGUGAAGGAAAUUUACAAUUUAACGCCCCCCAGUGGUAGCACUAAGAAAAGACAGGAUGGCAGAGAGCAAUGGAAACUGGACCAGAGGAGCGUUUUUAUGUCUUUUCAAACAUUUCAGGGUAAAUCUUUCAGGUGUAUUGUUGAGUUGUUGUAGUGCCAAAUUUUAUCUCAUAAGCCUAAAAUCUGAACCUCAUACUGUCAAUGGAACUAAAAGCAAUCCUGAUUUACUCUUGGCUUUUAAACUAUUUUAAUAUUUUCAGCCUCUUUUAAAUUUGAAAAUGGGAUUUUAUUUUUUAAACCAAAGAAAAAAAAUAUUUUUAAUAUGCUAAAAGGAAAACUCUUUUUGGCAUAUUACCAGGGCUGAAAUGAGUAUUGAAAAGUUUGGAAUCAAUUAAGGUACACUUAUUGAAUGACAUUUUAUACAAGUAGAAGUAACCGUUGAGAGUCUGUCAGUCUGCAAAAGUAAAAACAAACAUUUGAAAUCAUUUCAAGACAAAAGACUGUACCAGAUAAAAAUAAAAAAAAUCAUCGUCUCAUCUUAAUCUUUUGGCCAAACUUUUAGCAUGAUUUUAAAUGUAUAAAAAUCACAUUUGCAUUAGUGGCUAACCCAAGUUUGUCAUCUCUUUCAUAAAACUUUUUCCUUGCAUUUGAUAGUUGGGAUACUGUAUGAGGCACAUACUUGUUUUGCUGGUAAUCACUGUGUGUAAAUUGCAUCCGUAAGUGGUGACCUAUUUCUUUUUUGGUGUCCCAGGUGAACAGGUAGCAGUGUUCCGGGGCGAGGACGGCAAGGCCUACGUGGUGGACGCCUACUGCCCUCAUCUGGGUGCCAACCUGGCUGUGGGAGGACGAGUGGUAGGGAGCUGCAUCGAGUGCCCGUUUCAUGGAUGGCAGUUCGAGGGGAACAACGGCAAGUGUGUGAAGAUCCCCUACGCUGAAAAAGGUACAGAGUGGAGAUCGUUCUCCUCUGCAAAACACAAGUAGCUACAUUACUGAUAGACUGAUUUCAUAAAGAUUCUCUCAGUGCGGUGGUACUGAGAUAGGAAGAGAGGAAAAUGCUAAACCUGAAAAAGCUCAUUAUGAGAUCCUGUCAGUCUCAUUGCUGUUGGUCUAAUAAAUAAUAAAUAAAUAAAUGUCUCAUAAAUAACCUGAAGCUAUUUGCUUAGAGAAGUUCAAUUACUCAUUUUAUUCAACCUUAAGGCCUUUUAACUGAGAAAUAAAAAAAAAACCAUCUGGAUAUUGAUGUUGCACAUGAAGGCAUCAAUAAACUGCACAAUUAAUUCAGAGGAUGGUAAAUAAUCGUGUUUUAAGUGAUUGUGCAUCUUGUUGGAGAGAUUGGGAAAAAAAAAACUCAAAUCAGGGAAAACAGAUGUACGGGUGUUUUUGACACAGGUGUGUAAAAAUUUGCAUGUAUUUUGUGUCAAACAUAUCUUUGUGUAUAACUUUUGUCCAGAAGGUGGCACCACAGUCUGAUCUUGUUUGGUUAAUAAACAGACUUAAGAUUCUACACUUUAAAAAACAUCCCACAGAAUCUACUCAGUCAGAUUGGCUUACAGCACUCUGUAAGUUCAUAACAUAACAAUAUAACACUUAUAAUAUGCUACAAGAUACUGUAAUAUGAAAUAUAAAAUGAAUAAUGUUAAGUCAGCUUCAUAUUUUUUAGUAGAUUAAACAAAAAAAUAACUCAUCACUUAUUAUUUUACCAUUCUGCUAAAAGGGGGAUUUUCGUUCACUAAAUAAUUAUUCAAACGUAUCAAUAAAUAUGACUGGUUAGCCUUUAGCCUUUUCCUAAAGACUAUGAACAGACAAAGAAGACAAUAGUCUUUAUUUCAGUUGUUUUUACAAGCCACAUUUUUGACAAAAAAAGGAAUUAAAAUCUUCAGAUGUCGACCUUCUUGACACCAAAUCAAAAAAGGUUAAAAAGAAUAUAUUAAAAAUUCCAAAAUUAAAAAAUAAAACCAUCAAAUAACAUGCAAAAAAUCUUCAGAUAAUUGAUAUAUUUCAAAAAGUCUUUAGGUAUUAGUAUUGAGGCUGAAAUAUGGCAGAGAUGUUGCAGCUUUACUCCAGGAAAGACUACAUCAUUUUAACAGCUAUUGUAUAGGUUCAUAUUGUUUUAUUCGGUUUAUUUUUAUUUAUUUAUUUAUCUAAAUUUCAAAUAUCUUUCAGUGCCAGAGUUUGCCAAAGUGCGCAGCUGGCCCUGCUGUGAGGUCAACGGUCAGAUCCUGGUUUGGUUUCACUGUGAUGGAGUAGAACCUCAGUGGACCAUCCCUGAGCUGCAGGAAAUUACCAGGAGGGAGUGGGUCUAUCGGGGCAGAACUGAGCAUUUCAUCAACGCUCACAUACAGGUAGGUGUUUAGGUUGAUUCAGCAACAAACUCCUGAGUCAGAGAAGAGGAAAAUUUAACACACUCGUGGUCAUGACUUCUGUUUCUUUAAGGAAAUUCCUGAGAAUGCAGCAGACAUCGCUCACCUUGGUCACCUGCACACACCAGGUAUGGUGAGUGGAGUGGAUCUGCGUUUCACCAACAGCAAAACCUGGGAAUUUCUACGUCAUCAUUGGAAGGUACACAGUUUUCUUAGCUUUGUUCAGGCACAAAAUGAACUCCAGAUGUUAUCUUACAACAUAUUUUACAAGUUUGCAGAAAAAUAGCUGAUUUGUUUGCAGACAUUUUGUGGUAUCAUCUCCAGAAAUCUGCUUUGAUUUUUUAAAUGAUUUUAAAGUGCUUGGAUUGUAGAUGGUGCAGGUCUGUUUAGACGGUUGAUUUAUUUUGGAAUAGCUACAGAAACUAUAUUUCUUUGUGCUUUGUCUUUUUUUUAUUCAUCCAUGAAAGGCCCAAUGGGAGCCAGAGUCAGAGCCCAACAAGCAUUGUUCGAGGAUGCUGGUGAAUCAUGCGAUCACUGUGUUUGGACGUCACUGGUCUCUGCUGGAUAUGGAUGUUGUUGCCAGACAGGUACAGGGAAAUUCAAAGUAGGAGAUCAAAUUACUAUUAAUCUAUUAAGUAAUGUAUAUAAUAAAUGUUCUGAUUAUGCACAGUGCUGGUUUUGACAGAUUUAAAUGAUCAGGCUGACAAUAUCUUACAUGUGUGAGUGUGUCUCAGGUGGGUCCAGGAGUGGUGUUUCUGCAGUUCGAGCACAGCUCUCUGGGUCGGGGGGUCAUCCUGCACUGUGUGACUCCAGUGGAGCCUCUACUGCAGUGUGUCUCUCACAUCAUCUUCUACCAGUCCAGCAUUCCACCUAUAGUGCCCAAGUUCAUCCUCCUGGCAGAGUGUAUUCAGGUAUGGUAAACACUCACCUUCUGCUCUUCCAUAGUAAAGUCUUACAUGGUCAGAUCUGAUUUAAAAUUAUAGUUAUCUUCUUUGAUGAACUUUGUGAAUAUCAGUUGAAGAGUCAGACUGUGAAUCAACUGGGGAUCCUGUAGCCAGAGUGACUCUAGUUUAGAAUGAAGAACAAACUGAACCAUGUGGUCCAGCUCCAAACUGGUUUACAGGCUCAUGAAGGUUAAUCUCUUUUCUAGAGUUGGUCUAACUUUGACAGAUCAUUACACGUGUUUGCCUUCCACUCAGCGUUUGGUUUGAUUCUGCCUCGUCAUUGCCACCAGAUGUAACACCACAAAGUCACAGAGAUGGUGCAAAUAGUUCUCAUUAAACCUGAUAAUUAUCUGAGUGUUGAAGUGAAAAACACCCACACUGAUUCAACAAAAUAAAAUGAUCUCAAAAUGUUUGUAUAUACUUACUAUUAUCGCUGCAAAGUCCUCACAUAUCAGACCAACACUUGUUGUUACACCCUUAAAGAAAUAAGCACUUUCAGUUCAUUUCAUAUAAGCCAGAUUUUCAGAUGUUUUAUACUCUGAGAUAUCAGCUUCCCACAUAAGCUUUACCUAAUAAAACUGUUGAACUAUGACAAAAUAAGUCAGAUAAAACUUGAUUUGAAGCUGGUUCUCAACGCUAACCAUCAAUGUGUCAAUCAUCAAUGCUGCAGACACAUUCCUUUCAAUGGCAGCGGCUCUGGUUUUGAGAUGCCUUUCAUUCAUCGUCUUUCGUUUCCUUUAAUCCAUCUUAUAUCUGUUAAAUUGUUUUGGCAUUUUCUCUCCACAUGUGGUAUUUUCACAAAGACCUAUCAGAGGAAACUGGGUUUUAAAGGUGAAGGUUGAGACUAAACUGAAAUGCCAAAUCUCAGCAGCUGAUGGACUAACUGUGCGGUGACAUUUAAUCAGCAGCUCUUUACACAGAGAUCCCUGAUGAUGAAUUAUAAUAAGGUAAUAACAUCGCACAGUGUAAAGCACAGAUUGUCCCUUCAGUUUUGAUUGGAUUCUCAGUCAUUUUCUCAUAAAACUCUGUUCCUUUUUUGCACGGCAUGAAGAUAGGCAUAAAAUAGGCCCAUAAAUAAUGAAACAUGUUUUAUCAUUUCGUACUAAUCAGACUUAUACAGUGUUGGUCCUGGUCAGAGCUGCUUUAUAUCACCAUUUACCAUCGAUUGACCUUUCCUGAUCUCUUUGUUUGUCCAGUUUGAGCGAGACGUGAUGAUCUGGAACAAUAAGAAGUACAUCUCUAAGCCUCUCCUGGUGAAGGAGGACUCAGCCAUCCAGAAACACAGGCGCUGGUUCAGUCAGUUUUACAGCGAGAACAGCCCGCGGCUGAACUACCAGCGCGACACUCUGGACUUCUGACCUCACUGAAAUGCUCCAGGAGGAGAGAUCAGCAGAGAAGAUGUCAGGUCAGGGCUGACAUGAAUCACAGUCUCGGUGGAGUCCAUUCAGGAUGGAUUUUUAUUGCUCACAUGAUUAAUUCAAGGAAGACGGGACGUCUGAUUAGUUAUGUAAUGGGGCUGGGUGCUCUUUUUCAAGCCUUACUUUAAUUUUCUUAUUCUUAGUCUAAGGGGUAACACGACUUUACAGCUUUAUAUGUACAAGUGUCUACAGUCGUCAUGCUAGCAGGUUUUUGUUCUUACCACUUGAGAUUUGGAGAAAACAUUGCUCAAGCUGCAGUGUGGAAACCCCAAUAAGACAAUAGAGUUUAAAGCCAUAUAGCUCUGCCAAAUGUUACCACAUAGAGCACAUACACUGUGAUUCUUACAUAACUAGUCUAGGUCUUGUCCUCGAGUGUCUGUCUGAGCUGGUCUAGUUUUCUGUCUCUCUGAUUUGGGUUCAUGUAAAUCACCUGGCUGUAGUUUGAGUUCAGUUAAAGGGCUUCUCCCUCACUACCCUACAGUCAGGUGUCGAGCCUCUAUUUCUUUUAUAUAUUAGGAAAUAUAAAUCUGAUUUUUCACUAAUUACAUUUUUAGCAUAUUAUUUGGAUCAAAUAUAUGACUCAGCAAGUCAAAUAAAGCAGGGCAAACAAAAUUAAUCCUGUUUUGUUUUUUAAUAGAAUUACUUAAAGUAUUUUAAAUUGACUUUUUACGCUAGCAUUUAUUAGAUUUGUUUUAUUUUCUGCCCCAAACUGUCUGAAUAUUCUCGCUCAAAUAUUUUUCUAUCCCAUCAAAAAACAUGUAAAAAUGCGCCAACUAGACUCAACUUUAUGGCUUAUCAUUGCUGAGGAGUUUAUUUUUCUGAACUCAAUUUUCUGUUAAUAAUAUUUUGUACUCAUGGCUGAAACUGGCAGGAUUAGCCAAAAGAUUUGUUUUUCUGUUAAAGUCUUGCCGUAGGCAGAGACCAUACAACCAUUGCUUUUCUAGCUGAAACAGCAAAAUGGCAGUGAUUUAAUGUUUAUGCUUGCGUUUGAAUGCUUUUGCUGCUUUACAAGGACAAAAGAGUUAGUCUGUAUACAUGUAGUUUAUUACAUUUGUAAACUUGUAUUUCUCUCUUUGCUUUAGAUAUAAAGGCACACUUUUUUAUUCCAUGCACACUGUCAGCUGUCAUUGACUUAAUCCCUGAUGACUAAAAUGUUUGGAGGCUUUAUUGAAUGCUUCUUUGCGUGCUUGGAAAUGUGCCUGCAUGAUAAUGUAACAAAAGCAUAAAAGCGGUAAUCUUCUGUCGCCUGUGGUAAUGGGGCUUCUUCUGUGGGAUUACUCGGUAUUACAUUGAAUUUCAUUGGAUCAUCAGAUGGUCAUAGAAGGGGAGAAACCAUCAAUGAUACACAGCUCUUCUUAUGGACAUCAGAUCAACUCCUCUCUUCUGUUUCUUUUCAAUAUUAAAAUGUAUUUUUAUAGCUUCCGGAUGUACAGAUGUCAUGUUCAUUUGAAAUAUGCAGAAUAAACGUGUCUCCUCGCCUGUAA